Molecule: messenger RNA, 1881 nt
Organism: Mytilinidion resinicola
Lineage: Eukaryota; Fungi; Ascomycota; Dothideomycetes; Mytilinidiales; Mytilinidiaceae
Exons: 1
Biological process (GO): regulation of DNA-templated transcription; DNA-templated transcription
Molecular function (GO): zinc ion binding; DNA binding; DNA-binding transcription factor activity, RNA polymerase II-specific
Source: RefSeq, a predicted model, not a curated record
AUGAAUACAAGUAAUCGAAGAGUGCCGUUGGACCAGCGGAAAAGGACAGAGACCAGUUGUGACAAGUGCAAGUCCCGAAAGCAAAAAUGCGACCGUUUGCCGGGCCAGGACGAAUGUCGGUACUGCCAACGACAAGGCAUUGUCUGCGCGACAACACAGGUUCGGAAGAAGCGGAUCUACGGCAGCGUGGAGGGACUGGGCACCCGGCUCUCGUUAUUGGAAUCUCUAGUCAAAGGACUGCUCCCAGAAGCAGACCUCUCCAGCGUGGACGAAAUGCGGGCAUUGGGACGUUCUCUCGGCAUACCCCUUCCGGCAUCAGACGAAAGUGGACUGGACACUACGAAGAACAGCAACAAGCAAGAUGAAGAAAUCACACUACCAGACCAGCAGGGGCAGGAUCAAUACAUCGGUCCAGCGAGCUCCUUCUACUUCCAUCUUAAUCUGAGGGGAUUGUUUGGACCUGAGGCUACGAAAGGCCUUUCACGCUUCAUCAUGUUUGGCCGGAAUGCUGCAGACACGAAGUACGAAGCUUAUGCUGUAGAAAGAAGGAAUACGUUAGAAUACGGCCAAGAGUCGAGUCCGGAAAGCUUUGUGUCUCUUGGACAGCCUCCUAGUCACACAUACAACUCUCCCUCCGCGGGGCUCCCGGACAUCGAUCAACACACAUUGGAUUCCCUCGUAGUAGCCUUCUUCGACCACAUCCAUGCCGACUUUCCAGUCCUGCACGAGGCUUCGUUUCGAGAAGAGUACGAAACCUGGUCACUGAACCCUUCAGGGGUAGAUCGGGCAUGGCUAUGCAGUCUCCUCUGUGUACUGAUUUUAGCUCGACGAGUCGCACCGCACAUCCGUAUUUCCGAAGAGCAAGAGGAAAAGUGGUGGUGUCGUGUACAAGCGCUGCUACCUUCUGUGGUUUUUAUGACGAGCAUGCCUGCGGUCCAAGCACUCAUGCUCUCAGCACUCCAUCUCCACAAUAAUUACCACCGAGACGCAUGUUGGACACUUACCGGCGCAGCAGUUCGUAUAGCAUUUGCCAUCGGAAUCCACAGGGAUGGAGUCAAAGCCAAACAAACGCCCGUCAAUCGAGAACUCCGAAAGCGGUUAUGGUGGUCGCUUUACGGCUUCGAGCAGAUCCAAGUCUCAUCCCACGACCGACCAAGCGCCAUCGAAAACUCCGCCUGCUCAGUCGGAUGUCCUCGAGCCUCUAUCUUAGGCAUGGGAGAGCACUCGCCACCCGAGCACGGCAUGUGGUCGAAUCGACUAGUCGUAAUCCUCGGACAAGCCUGCCGAAUAUCAAAAACAUGCACCUCAACGAACUCAGACGACACCUACCUAGGCCCACUCUCUCCCGCUGCAGGCAUCCUGCGCGACCUCACGCGGUGGAAGCAAUCCCUGCCCGCCCAUUUAACCCUCGAAAGCAUCGACUCUUCGCCCCCAUCCUUCCAACGCCCCCUGCUCCUCCUACAUAGCCAAUACCACUACACCGUUUCCCUCAUCUCGCGCUCCGCCCUCUUCUCCCGCGCGACCAUCCUCAAUGACAAUAGUACAGAACUCCUGCCGCCCUCCCUUCUUUCCCUCUCGGACACCUGCAUCGAGUCCGGCCGCACCCUCGCCCAACUGCAGAAGAAACUCGAUUCCCUCGGCAAGUUCAACGCUGUUACUUGGUGGGACAUAUACUACAACUUCAGCGGCGCCCUGAUACUCGUCCUCGACAUCAUCUGCACGGUUAUGCAGAGUGGCGCCGCCGCGGCGAGUGAGAGCCGCGAAUUGCUGCGCCAAGCGGCAGACCUGGCCCUCCAACACUCCCAGAACCCGCUCAUGCCAGGCACAAUCCACAAGUGGGCCACUGUAGUCGUCGAGAUCGGGUACAUGACCGAGCAGUUU